Molecule: messenger RNA, 893 nt
Organism: Prorocentrum cordatum
Lineage: Eukaryota; Dinophyceae; Prorocentrales; Prorocentraceae
Source: the annotation of a GenBank genome assembly
GCCGAGGCCCAGCAGCCAGCCGCGCCAGCGGCCGCCGCCUGGGCCCCGGCGCAGUUGCGGACGCCGCCCGCGGCGCUGCCCUCCGCCCCGAGCCUGGGCGCUUGGGACCCCCACGCGCGGCAGCACGUCCGCGGCCGCCUGUCGGCGCUGGAGGACGAGGUGCGCCAGCUCGCCAGCCAGCUCGGCAUCGGCUCCGCCGAGCAGACGCCGCCGCCGCAGCGGCCCCUCGGCAUCAGCCCCGAGCUGCCGCCGGCGUCGCCGCAGCGGCCCGCUCCCGGUAGCGCCGGCCUCAUGGGAGGCGCCGCCGCCGGCCAGGCCCUGUCGCUGCCGGCCCCGCGCCGCGUGGCCCCCCUGGGGAGCAGCCCGGCCGACGGCGCGGCGCUGCAAGCGCGGCGGCUGCAGCCAGAGCCUCUGGCGGGCGAGCGGGGCUUCGCCGGCGGUUGCUUGGCGGCGCCAGCCCCCGACCGCUGCCUCACGCCCACGGCACUCGGGCCCGCGGCGCCUCCGUGCGACCUGGGCGCCCGGCCGCUGCCUUCCAGGUGAGGCGGGCGGCGGGCGGCGGCGCGCCUCCGGCGCUCGGGGGUCGCCGCCAGGCACCCCCCCCCCGGGCAGUGCGUGCUGCGGCUACGCGCAGGAGCGGCCUUCCGCCAGAGCGGCGGCGGCGCCGCGGACGUCGGCCGGCGGGCGCCCAGGUCCAGGCCCUGCGUCGAGCAGCGGGGCUGCUAUGUUUUCCCCGUCCGCCUGCGGCGUGCACACUGCGGCAGUGCAGCGUAGUCUUCCGACCCAGAGGUUGCUGUGGCAGGGCGCGGCGGAUUCAGCCGAUCAAGUAGACGUUGUCAAUGUCUUUGUAAGUGUUCAACUGGCUCAGGUGAGUGUGCUCGCUGGCGAUCAAC